AUGCCAAACGGGAAGAAAGGGUCGGUGCCGGCGCAGAGGCCACGCAGAGAUGUGCUGGCCUCGCUUCGCAUGGCAUCAAUGGAGGAGAUUGCUCGUGGUUCACUCCCAGCGGAGAUCAUGUCCUCAAUUGUCGACUACCUCGACCCCGUCGAACUCAUCCAGGCAGCCCGAUCCUGCAGACUUCUACACGAGAUGGCGUAUGACGACACACGAUGGGUACAGAAGCUUAAACGAAUUGGAUGUUGGGACGAGACCGACGCCCGCAAACACGUCGAGAAAGUGUACGGCACUGUCGCAGAUCUUGAUGCUAUCAAACAAAAGGAGGCGACCGAGGAGCACAAAGGGUCUGUCCCGACAAUUGCGAUCGAAAAAGCUCCGGCUACCAAUGUCAGUGAGUUGUCCGAUGGAUUCGACAAGAUCGAAAUCGGCAAGCCCGCCUCGCAAGUCGCCAUGCUUGGAAUGGACGACGAAGAUCCCGUUUUGAACGUCUUGAAAAAUGCCAAGUCGAUCCGAGGCGAAGCACGCCAGGAAUAUGGCAAAAUCCACGCCGCACUGGCACCUUUUUACCACGACAUUGCCAAAUCCGGGCCCUCGACGGAGAAUCUAGUAUUCACAACAUAUAAGAGCCCACAAGCACAAGCCCAAAUACUAUCGCAGCUGCUAGCAUUUGCAAAAUCCGACUUGACCAAUGGGUGGGAGCAGCGGGUGGAGCGCCUGGAGGGUACCGUGUCCAUGUUCGAGACUGCAGCGUUAAAUGAAUUUCGAAAUGGGUAUGAAACGGGCGACAUUGAAGGUGGAAUGCGCAAGUAUGCCCAUGUUUUAUGGACUCUCAAUGGCGGCAAGUCUGCCGUAGAGCUGUUCAUUCAUCACAACCACUUGGUGACACACAAAUCCGAGCUGGGCACGGUGGCCGAUUGCAUUGAUGGAUUAACCGGAAAAGUGAAACUGCAACACACACAAGCAUUCUUCACACGUUUAAGCGUUGGGUAUAACGAAGAAGUCUCUAUUAUGAACCGCGUCUUCCCUUCUGACCUAGAAGUGGCCCUGCCGUUCAUGGAGAAAGUUGGACAGGACGUUCUGUACCCGUUUUUGACUGCCAUAUUUGACGAGCUGCAUCGUACGAAUAUGGAGUCCUAUCUCACUGCGAUAUCGAUCACAUUUAUACAGUGCAUGAACCUGUCCGAGUCUCUGCUGCCAAUUCGCAAUUCCGGCGAGAACUUCGACCACUACCUGGACACGGUUGUUGCCAAAAUCUACGAGCCACAUAUCGAUCUAUAUCUGGCAGAGGAGCUUGACUUUUUCCGGAAGGGUUCAGAAGCUACGGUGGCUGAUUGGGAUCGUCAGUUGUCCGAGCAAGCGGCUUCUACUGAGUCGUUCUUGAUGUCAAACAUCAACCGACAAGCCGACAAGCGGGAUUUCCUCACUUCUUUUAAAAAAGUGAUCAUGAUGCCCGUCAACAUCCUCCCCAGUUUUUCAAAGACUGCUGAUGAAACGAAGUCGGAUUCGGAGACGAAUGGCAGCAAUCCUGCUCCCAAAAGUCCCAACCGGUUUUCUACCUUUUCAUCCCCAGCACCGCUGCCAGUAGAAGAAGUCCCAACCACCGAGUUGGCAGCCAAAGCAGCAAUCAUGAAAUCAAAAAUGGAAGGCAUCCGGUCUCUAUUCAGCAUUGAAAUAGCACUGGGCCUGGUGCAUUCGGCCAAAUCAAGCUUAGAAAGAGCUGCCCAGUUUGUGCGACUAGGUGGAGAAUUUGGCGCAGCCGCCAAGCGGCAGUGUCAAGCGAUAUUUGUGGCUUUGCUACGCAUCCUGGGAUACGGCCAUGUGAUAAUUGGAUUCGACAAGGCUGUUGAUCAUUUGUCUAAUUACCGACCGCGUGAGCAUGAAGAGCGCGAUCAAUCUGGAGUUGAGCCUCUAGUAACAUUCCUGGAGCUGGUCAAUGUGGGCGACCUCAUUCUGCAAAUGGUCGAUGUCUUCUACGAGCAAGAGUUGAUCGGAACAAGGUUGACGGACCGCAACGAUUUUCUAGACCCGGCUGUCAAGGAGAAGAAGAAAUUCGAACAGAUGCUGGACGAACGAGUAGCCGCUGGAUUGAACAAAGGAAUCGACGUGCUGAUGGAAGAGGUGGACUACAUCUUGGCCACGCGACAAAUGGCCACGGACUUCAACCCAGGUGUUUCGUCAGACCCUCAUCGAGAGACUAUGGACGUAGGUGUUAGUCCUGCCGCAUUGUCCAUUGUGGAUGUGGUAUCUUCACAUACGCAAAUGCUUGUGGGAAGUACUGAUAAGAGCACGCUGGAUGUGUUCAACCAAGAAGUCGGGCUUCGCUUGUUCACGGCUUUGUGCAAGCACCUUAAGCGGCAGCGGAUCAGUGUGGAAGGAUCCCUGAAGUUAAUCAGUGACAUGAACCACUACUUCAAAUUCAUCCAAACCCUCCGGAACAGCGAGCUUCUUCUCUACUUCAAAGCGUUCCGUGAGCUCGCGCAGAUCUACCUGAUCGACCCAUCUGAUGCCAAGGAACUAGCAACAAUCAUCGCAGAUGCCGAUCGGUUCCAUGGUAUCUGGCGGGUGGAGGAAGUGUACGAAUUCGCAGAGCGCCGGGCCGACUGGUACCAGGUGAAACGCGAUGUGGAACGAGCCAUGUAUGGCAUUGGGUGUAGUGUGAUGUAG
This is a messenger RNA of Penicillium argentinense, 2664 nucleotides long. RefSeq names its product exocyst complex component Sec10 family protein. Gene Ontology annotation, molecular function: protein binding. Gene Ontology annotation, cellular component: exocyst; cytoplasm. Gene Ontology annotation, biological process: exocytosis; Golgi to plasma membrane transport. Lineage: Eukaryota; Fungi; Ascomycota; Eurotiomycetes; Eurotiales; Aspergillaceae. The coding region runs from base 1 to 2664 and encodes 887 amino acids. The record is from RefSeq and is a predicted model, not a curated record. The transcript has 3 exons.